GCAUGAUGCUGGCAUGGACGCUGGCAUAACGCUGGCAUGGACGCUGACAUGACACUGGCAUGGACGUUGGCAUGACGAUGGCAUUGUGCGACGACGUGAGAGACGCCUUCCUGCUACUGGCGCCAGCUGUCAUCUUGACAUUUCGACCUUUCACAGACUAUUGGCGGCGCUGGCAUGACACUGGCAUGGACGUUGGCAUGACGAUGGCAACGUGCGGCGAUGUGAGAGACGCCUUCCUGCUACUGGCGCCAGCUGUCAUCUUGACAUUUCGACCUUUCACAGACUAUUGGCGGCGCUGGCAUGACACUGGCAUGGACGUUGGCAUGACGAUGGCAACGUGCGGCGAUGUGAGAGACGCCUUCCUGUUACUGGCGCUAGCUGGAAGCAGGGUCGCUCUGGAUCCCUUGCCUUCAGGACCGGUGACAAAAAUACAAAAGGAGUCAACUGUGCAGGCAAUACAAAAGGAGUCGGAGAGGUUAGAAUUCACAGAACCGGUUGCGGAGGUCCCGGUUAGCAUAAGGGAGACAGAACCCCAAAUGAAGAAGGAAAGGCAACAGGUUCCGCCCAAACCCCCCCUCCAGGUAGUGGUCACAAGAGCAAAGGAAUCGGAUGUGUUGCAAGCCACAGUGGACGACCUGCACACAACUGAGGACAGGGAGAAUCCACAAGACUCACCUUCACAGUUGGCAGCCCAGAUAGAGGAAAAGGAAGCUGUGGAAGUAGAAACCAUGGUGGUGGGACUGCCGGCAAGUGGACUCUCACAUUUGCCACAAGUGGAGAUGGAGAAAUUACAAGAUCCACCUAACCCUCCUGUGCAGUCGGCAACUCAGAUAGAGGGGAAGGAAGCGGUGGAAGUAGAAAUCAAGGUGGUGGGCCUGGCGGCGGAGGAACGACAAAUCAUUGAGGUGGGCCGGCCUGAUGAGGGGGUCUCACUCCUCCAACCGGAGAAGGCGAGACUGCCACGGGGGGAGGAGGACAAAAGACAAGACUCGCUCAACUCCCCAGUGCAGUCCGAGGAGCAGACAACAGAGAAAGAGGUGGUUGUUAUACGAGGCCUGCCUGCUGCAUCUACACAGUAUGCAGGGGAUUAGGGACGGAAUCCAGCUCCCCCCAACCUGCUAAAAGGAGGCCAAACAUCAAAGUCCAGAAUUAAAAAAAAGGAAAUGAGAGCUCCUAGACUGCAGACAGACUCAAGACCUCUGCCGGAACAGU
Molecule: messenger RNA, 1212 nt
Organism: Chara braunii
Lineage: Eukaryota; Viridiplantae; Streptophyta; Charophyceae; Charales; Characeae
Source: the annotation of a GenBank genome assembly